Molecule: messenger RNA, 8771 nt
Organism: Myripristis murdjan (pinecone soldierfish)
Lineage: Eukaryota; Metazoa; Chordata; Actinopteri; Holocentriformes; Holocentridae
Gene: myo15aa
Product: myosin XVAa
Exons: 65
Coding region: 16-7581 (2521 amino acids)
Cellular component (GO): myosin complex; cytoskeleton
Molecular function (GO): cytoskeletal motor activity; ATP binding; protein binding
Source: RefSeq, a predicted model, not a curated record
CCAGAUGGCAACAUCAUGACACGGCUUGGUGCCCCUAGCACCCCUGAACCCCGCUCGCUUGACCUUUCCAAUGCUCUCAGGAACAAAAGUCUCAGAUCCGCCACCUAUCGCCUACCAGAUGGAACUCUGGUGACCCGUGCUCAGCCUGCUGAAGAAUCCCGCACCUUUGAUCUCUCCAACGCCUUGUCAAAGAACCCAAAUCUCCGUGGGGCCAAGUACCGUCUUCCUGAUGGCAACAUCAUGACACGACUUGGUGCCCCUAGAACCCCUGAACCUCGUUCACUUGACCUCUCCAAUGCCCUGAGGAACCCUAACCUCCGUGGGGCCUCUUUCCACCUACCCUCCUCAUAUGCUGUAGUGAUGCCCCAGGUCCAGGGAUCUGGACCAGGGCAGCACUGGGCACAGGGUGCUGGGGGAGAGGCCUUGGGAAUGGCACAAGACAUGGAUGUAUGGGGGGCGGAGCGGGUUCUACCUCACGGGACAGUGCAGAACCUCAGCAAGUGGUCCAUGUAUCGAGAUGAGGACCUGCUGGACCCACAAGGCCUCAUGGGACUGGAACAGCACGGGCAGGGGCAAGGGACGUGGAUUCUCAGCAGAGAGGGGGAACCGCAGGGGCACUGGUAUGAUAAGAUGUACUCUAUCCGAAGCCUGCCCACCAUGGCUUACCGGGAGAAACGAGAAGAAGAUGGAGUGGAAGAUAUGACACAGCUAGAGGAGAUGCAUGAGGGGGCUGUCCUGCUGAACCUGAGGAAACGAUUUGAGAGGGAGCUGAUCUACACAUACAUAGGUAGUAUUUUGGUGUCUGUCAACCCUUAUAAGAUGUACAACAUUUAUGGGACAGACAUGGUGCUGCAGUACAAGGGUCGAGCUCUGGGAGAGAACCCUCCGCAUUUGUUUGCCAUAGCAAACGCUGCCCACUCCAAAAUGAUGGAUGCCAAACAAAACCAGGUCAUAAUAAUCAGUGGCGAGAGUGGAUCUGGAAAAACAGAGGCCACCAAACUGGUCCUUCGCUACCUAGCAGCUUUACACCACAAACACAACGUUUCGCAACAGAUCGAGAUUCUCGAGGCAGCUCCUCUCCUGGAAUCUUUUGGAAAUGCCAAAACUGUACGGAAUGAUAAUUCCAGCCGGUUCGGGAAAUACAUAGAGGUCUUUCUGGAGGAUGGUGAGAUCAGUGGUGCCAUAACCUCCCAGUAUCUACUGGAGAAGUCCCGUAUCGUCUUCCAGGCCAAAGAUGAAAGGAACUACCAUAUCUUCUAUGAGAUGCUGGCAGGUCUUCCCUCUCCACAGAAACAGGCCUUCUAUCUGCAAGAGGCUGAAACCUACUAUUACCUCAACCAGGGAGGAGAUUGUGGGAUAACAGGAAAGAAUGACUCGGAGGACUUCCUGCGUCUGCUGUCUGCCAUGGAAAUCCUCCACUUCACCUCUGACGACCAGCUGGCCAUCUUUAGAGUUCUCUCUUCCAUACUGCACCUGGGCAACGUCUACUUCCAGAGAUAUGAGGCCGAUGGCCAGGAGGUGGCGUCAGUCGUGAGCGCUCAGGAGAUCAGAGUGGUGGCUGAGCUGCUGCAGAUCUCACCAGAGGGUCUACAGAAAUCCGUCACUUACAAAGUCACAGAAACGAUGAGAGAGAAGAUUUACACCCCUCUGACUGUGGAAAGUGCUGUUGAUGCCAGAGAUGCUGUUGCCAAGAUCCUGUACUCCCUGCUCUUCCACUGGUUAACAGAGAGGAUCAACACCCGGGUUUACCCUCGCCAACACACCCUCUCCAUCUCCAUACUGGACAUUUACGGAUUUGAGGAUCUGACCUUCAACAGCUUUGAGCAGCUUUGCAUCAAUUAUGCAAACGAGUACCUGCAGUUCUUCUUCAACAGGAUCAUUUUCAAGGAAGAGCAGGAGGAGUACAGCAGGGAACAGAUCCCCUGGCAGGACAUCCCAUUCAGUGACAACCAGCCCUGCAUCGACCUCAUCGCUGCUAAGCCUCAUGGGAUACUGAGGAUCCUGGAUGAUCAGAGCUGCUUCCCUCAGGCAACAGACCACACUUUCCUCCAGAAGUGUCACUAUCACCAUGGCAACAACCCACUGUAUGAAAAGCCAAAGAUGCCCCUCCCAGAAUUCACCAUCAAGCACUUUGCUGGCCGGGUCAACUACCAGGUCCACAAGUUCCUGGAUAAGAACUACGACCAGGUCCGACAGGAUGUCCUGGAUUUGUUCAUUCAGAGCAAGAACAAGAUGGUGUCAAACCUCUUCCUGGUUCACACAGAGGUCAUGGGUCAGCAGAGAGGAGGGCACAUGAGGAAGAGCAGCACAGUCACCCGAAAAUACCAAGCUCCCACCGUCAGCACCAAGUUUCAGCAGUCCUUACUAGAACUAGUGGAGAAGAUGGGGAGGUGCAAUCCCUUUUUUGUGCGUUGCAUUAAGCCAAACAAUAACAAGGAACCAGGCGUGUUUGAAAAUGACUUAGUUGGCAACCAGCUGUGUCACUCUGGUGUCUUGGAGACCAUUAGGAUCCGCAGAGAGGGAUAUCCUGUCAGACUGCCAUUCUACGUCUUCCUAUUCAGGUACAAGUCCCUGGUGGGGCUACAGCAGCUUCCACCUGCAAAUGGAGAGAACUGUGUGUUGCUGCUCAGUAAACUGUGUCCUCUCAGACCAGGUGCCUGUCACGUCGGAGUCACCAAGCUGUUUCUGAAGGAGGACAUCUACCAGUUGCUGGAGAGCAAACGGGAGCGAUCCCGUGAACUCGCUGCCCUCACCCUGCAGCGCUACGCCCGCAUGUUCUUCGUCAGGAAACGCUUCGUUGCUUUCCGCAACAAGAUCAUCGGGCUGCAGGCGCAGUGCCGAGGCUUCCUCACCAGGAAGCGCUAUGUGAAGAUGAGAGAGAGCCUGGUCCGGUUCCGCUCUCUCGUCCACAUGUACGUCAACCGCAAGAGAUACAUCAAGUUCAGACUCGAAGGCCGGAGGAAAAUUGAGGAGGAGAGAAGAAGGAGAGAGAUGGAGCUGACCAAGAGGGAGGUGGUUAAUGUCACACACCUGGUGAUCCCUGCAGAGCUGGGGGCCUUGCUGCAGACAGCAGGAAUCGGCAGGGAGCUGCACUCAGACUGCUUGGCUCUGCUCCAGGCUCCUCAUAUCCGGGAGGAGGCUCAGCUCACGCUGCCUCUGGACAUCAACAACUAUCCUUUCUACCGCUACGUGCAGGUCUACUUCAGGGAACCAAAGUUUGGGCUGCUGAUGGCCCCUCUGGAAUCACCACUGACCCGCAUAGAUGAGGACCUGAAAGGGGAAGCUCUGGAGCUCUUCAUCAUGGUUUUGAAGUUCAUGGGUGACCCUCACCUGAACGGGGCGCAGGAGAACCUGUUUGGGAACUACAUCAUCCAGAGGGGCCUGUUGUCCCCAGGGUUACGUGAUGAGAUCCUCGCCCAGGUUGUCAACCAGGUGUGGAGGAACGUAAACCCCACCAAUGCUGAGCGAGGCUGGCUGCUGCUGCUGGGCUGUGUCUGCACCUUCGCCCCGUCCCACAAGAUGGAGAAACACCUACUGAAGUUUGUGUCUGACCACGCUCCUGCUGGCUGCCAGGCUCUGCUGCAACACAGACUCAUCCAGGCCAAUCAGAAGUCUCAGCUAGGUUCAGGCUCCUCCCCCGAGACUGCACGGACCUAUCCGCUGUCUCUGCUGGAGUGGACAGCCAAUAGGAAAAAGGCUAACAUGGUUCUGCAGGUGCAUUGUUUUGACGGAGCGUCAUUCCUGUGUCCUGUCCAUUCCUGGACCAGUGGAGAGGAUUUAGCAGGAGACAUCCUACGCCACAGGGGAGUGGCCGACUGGUGGAGGGGGAGUUCAGUUCUCAUGAAGGAGCAGGCCCAGUGGGUGGAGUUAGCCGGGCACGACUAUGUGAUGGACCUGAUCGCAGACCUUGAGCUGCCACUUGACUUCCCAAAGCAGAAGAGCUACUUCAUCAUCAGUGCUGCGGCUGAGGGUCCUGCAAGGGUUAGGGCUAAUGCCAGCCUGACUUUGUUUGGCAGUGGUUUCGACUCAGAUGAGGAGAUUCCUCCAUCCCGUCCUGUCAGCGGCAGGCCAGCCUACAGUCUGCCUGACUCUGAUGGAUACUACAGCCAUGUGGAGUCGGACGCUUUCAGUGACGGUCAGACUCAGAGAGGAAUGGAUCGCUACCUGGACAGCCUGUUUGACCCUGUACUGUCAGACAGCAGCGUGGACAUGGAGAAGGCAGGGACCUUGUCAGCGAGGAUAAAGGGAGGAGGAGGUGUAGGCAUUGCAGCAGGAGGCAAAGGAGAGGGGGACCAGAGUCACGCGGCCCCCACCCGGCCCUAUCCACCAGGAAUACACCCCGGAGGAUCAGAGCAGGCAGUCCUGACUCAGCAGCAACAGGCCAUCAUCAACCAGCAAGCCAUCAUUCUGGCGCAGCAGAUGACCAUGCAGGCAAUGGCUAUUCAGCAGCAGAUGCUGUCCUCUUUUCCUCCUGCCGCCCCGGCCCCUGUGUCCCCGCCCACACAGCACCACACACACUCCAGAGCGCCCAGCCCUGUGAGUACAUACACACACACACACAUGCCAGCAUGCGCAAAAACAGCAAUUGCACAAAAAACGAGUCCAACACGAGCCCCCCCUCCUGAGGAUGUGGUACGGUCCAGUGUGAACAACACAGAGCGCAUGGAGCCCAGCCACGACAUCAAAGACAUCAUCAAACAGCACCAGCCUCCACCAGCUCCCGCACCUCCUGCCACUCAGAGGAAAGGAGAGGGAAGGGUAUUUACAAAGAAGCCAGAUCCUCAUGAUGAAGCUAUGGAGAUCCUUAAAGACCAGAUGGCCAACCCGCCUUCACCGACUCAAAGGAAGCCUCCGUCCUCUCAGCUCAGAGAAGAAGGAGGAGUUAAGGUUGCCACGAGAAGAAAGAUAACCUCCCAGAUAAGCACCCCCCCUCCACCAGUCUCUAGAGAGUUGCCAAUGGAGGAGGAGAUCAUUCAGACUCAGCUCCACAGCAGGACCAGUGAAGAACACUACACCUACACCAACGUGCCCUGGAAACUUUAUCUGAGGAAAGAGGUGUUCUACCCCCGAGAAACCUUUAACAGUCCACUGAUUCUGGACCUGCUCUUCAAACAGAUUGUCCAUGAUACCUUCUCUGAGGCCUGUAUCCGGAUCACGCAGGAGGAGAGGCAGAAGAUGAAAACUUUCUUCGCGGAGAACAACGUGGAACAGUUUUCAGGAACACAGGAUGAGAAUGUGAAGAAGAAAGCGGUGGGCAUGGCCAGAGACUCUUGGGAGAUUUACUUCUCCCGCCUCUUUCCUGCCUCUGGCAGUGUGGGGACAGGGGUGCAGGUGCUGUCUGUUUCUCACAGAGGCAUCAAGCUGCUGAAGAUGGUGAGGAGCGGCACUACUGCUCCAGACUACUUCAGAGUGCUGAGGCCUUACAGCUACUCGGACAUCCUGUUUGUGUCGAUCCCGUCUAAGAACAUGCUGGAGUUCAACCUGACCAACGAGAAGCUGAUUCUGUUCUCGGCCAAGGCGCCGCAGGUCAAACACAUGAUCGACCACUUCCUCACAGAGCUCAAGAAGGACUCAGAGUACGUGGUGGCGGUGAGGAACUACAUCACAGAGGACAGGACUCUGCUCAGCUUCCACAAGGGAGACAUCAUCAGACUGCAGCACAUGGAUGGGCUGGGGACCGGCAAAUAUUAUGGCUGCAUAGUGAGGAAGAAAGUCGUGCUUCUGGAAGAGAUAAAGAGAGACACGCCUGAAUUUGGCUGGAGGUUUGGGGCUGUGUAUGGGAAGUCGGGAGUGUUUCCCAGUGAUUACGUCCGUCCAGUGGCUGCUCCCGACUUCCUGCUCCUCCCUGCUGAGAGGGUGGAGCCUCGUGACAGACAAGGACGGGUUGCAGCCUCAGCUGCUGUUGCCGUAGCGAUGGGCUCGACGGUGGCGGCCCACGAGCUUGACCGCUCCACAGAGGUGGUAAGUGAGAUGUAUGGGGACCAAGGGAGUGUGGAGCUGGAGGAUGUGCCUCUGUACAGCAACCAGUACAGCAUGGCUGAGUUUGCCAAGAAGUACUUCAGAGAGGCACAGAGGAACAGGAGUGAUCAGAAAGCUAAGAAGGGGAAGGAGGUGAGGGAGCCUCAUGACAUGGUCAAAUUCUCCAAGUCUCCAAUCCAGGAGUCUCUGAUUGAUUUCUCCGACACUGGGUUGAACAGAGUGGCUACUGACAUCUUCUUAGCCAUCAUGAGGUUUAUGGGAGACUUCCCACUGAAAGGUCUCACUGAACUGGACCUGGUCACCUCAAUACUGAAGUUGAGCGGUGAUCAUGGCCUGAUGAAGGAUGAAGCAUAUUGCCAGGUGAUGAAGCAGGUCACUGCCAACACCAGCGCCAAACCUGACAGUUGUCAGCGCGGCUGGAGGCUGCUGUACAUUCUGACAGCUUUCCAUCGCUGCUCUGAGGUUAUGAAGCCCUUCCUGUUCAAGUUUCUACAGGAUGCCUCUGCCAGCCCCGGACUGCAGUACCAAGGAAUUGCCAAGGCAUGUGAGCAGAACCUGAGGAGGACGUUCCAGUAUGGCGGACGUGUAGAGUACCCCAACAACAUGGAACUCAAAGCAAUGCUGGCUGGGCGGAGCUCCAAGAGACAGCUGUUCCUGCUGCCAGGUGGGAUAGAGAGGCACCUGAAAAUCAAGACCUGCUCUGUGGCUCUGGAUGCCAUUGAAGAGCUUUGCUAUGAGAUGGGCUUGCACAGGCCGGAGGCCCUCGAUGAAUAUGCCAUCUUUGUGGUCACACACAGAGGUCAGAACGUGCGUCCUCUGAACAAGCGUGAGUACAUCCUGGACAUUGCUACAGAGGCGGAGCCUGUGGAUGCCAACUACAGCCUGUGGUUCAGGAGAGUCAUCUGGAGUAUGGCUCUCAAGCUUGACAAUGAACUCUACGUCACCAUGCACUAUAACCAGGUGUUGCCAGACUACCUGAAGGCCUUGCUGAGUGUGGUUCCUCAGGGUAAGCCCAGUGAACAGCAUCUGCAGCAGGUCGCCAGGCUGGCCGCCCUACAGCACCGUGCCAAGGACACCUACCUGCCCACGCUCCGCGAGGUACAGGAGUGUGUCCCCCCUCAGUUCUACAGCAAACAGGGUUCGCAGCAUUGGCUGAACAUGACAACUCAGCACAUCCAGCAGGUCCAGCCCCUCAACCCACACCAGGCCCGCGCACAGUUCCUGGGUUUGGUCAGUGCCUUCCCCAUGUUCGGCUCUUCAUUCUUCUACAUCCAGAGUUCCAGCUCCGCCUCCGUCCACGCCCCCUGCAUCCUGGCUGUCAAUCAGAACGGGCUUCACUUCCUCAACAAGGAUACUCAUGAGGCCAUGGCACGUUUCCCUCUGAAGGAAGUCCAGUCGACUCGAACCCAGAGACCAACGUCAGGCUCCAGCUACCCCUAUGUGGACAUCAUGAUAGGAGACCUGCUCAACCAGCGCAUCAUACAGCUACAGCUGGAGCAGGGUCUGGAGCUGUGCCGAGUCAUUGCCAUGCACAUGGAAAACCUGCUGUCAGUGAGAGAGAAGAGACUCACUUUGCCACCGAGUGAAAUCACCCUGCUAUAACACACAGACAUACAGACACACACACACACACACACACACACACACACACACACUCAGCAAAAUCCCUCUUUAUGCCUCAUAAAUGUAUUUGCAUUGUAUCUACCUCUACUUCAAAAACAGAUUAUUUUUGAUACUGUAUAUAUUUAAAUGUAAUGUUUCUAUAUAGGUGAUGCACACAUGGCAUUGCUGAUUUUGCUGUUGUGUAAAUGGAAACAGUUUAAAAUAGGCCUAUGUACAGUUAUAGACAGCAGACAGUUUGGGAUUAAAAUAGGACAGUAUAUGGUAGAGUUUACCUGCCUAUCAGUCUAAAUACCACAGGACACAACAUGCACAGGGCUGCAGUUCUCAGAGUCACAGAAUGAACUCAUACAUGUUUUUAGUCAGAGGCUUCCAGCCAGUAAAUGCUUGUAUGCCAUGGUUGUUGACUUGUACUGCUUAUUCACUUGCCAGUUUUUCUUAAACCAUGAGUUCAGACCUAUAAUGAGUCAGGGUUCUCUUUAUGAUACCCCCCCAAUACACACACACAUACACACACACACACACACAAACACACUUCAGAGGAGCAGUAUGAUUUAAUCAGCCACUGUCCCAGGGCAAUAAUGAAUUUGAAUACUUUUGGUCCUGCAGUAGAUUGCUGCCAAAUCAUGUAUCCCUAAAAAAUAUGUUUCCCUGGUGGCGCGCUCUAAUUUCGACCUUGUGGUGUUGUUUUGUCACUGCACAAAGAAACUGUUCGUGGGGGAAUGUGCUCACAAACUGACAAGCAAACUGAUGUAUAGCCUGACUUCCUGGUAGAAUCAAUAGAUGCUUAUGGCUUGAGAUCAUAUGCACUCCCUUGUUAGGAGGCAGGUUACUCAGCACAGGCCUCUUUCAUCCUUUGUCAUCUCGUGAAAAUGUUUUUAAACUUGUUCUAGUUUGAAAAGCCAACAACAGAGAAAACAGUAAUUUAGAUGAUUUUCUUAUUUUCCACCCCUGCCGUGAAAUCAAGGGGAAGGCAUGCCAAGGGAAAACACAUUUGCGUGGGAAACAGUUUGGCACAGCAUGGACUACUAGGCCACAUCACUGAGUACUUUGCACUGACUUAAAUGAUGUUCAGACUGUAAAAAAAAUGUAUGUUGCUUGUAAAUAUUGUAUUUGAAUAACACUGUACAGUAAAAAUAUUAUAAAUACAAAUAAUAAACGUUUAUAUUAAA